AUGUUGAAGGACGCUAGGUACCUAAACAAGGACAUGAAGGUGCAGAAGGCGCAGAAGUCAAAACGAGUAAAUUGCACAGCCAAAGUGGCACUGUUGCUGGAGCUUAACGGCGCAGCCUUGGAGAACACCCAGCAGAUAAGGGAUAACAUAAGCGAAGCCUUGCAAGGGAAGGUGGAGGCGAGAGCACUCACCCAACAGACGAGGCUGGAAGUGUCGGAUCUGGAUGAGAUGGCCACUGUAGAAGAUCUCCAACACGCCUUUAAAGAUCAAAUCCGAGUCACGCUUGAUGAGGCAGACAUAAAAAACCUGCGUCCAGCGUUUGGUGGCACGCAGCGCGCCAUUAUCAGCCUCACGGCAAUCAGGGCUACAAAGGUCCUUUCCGUGGGAAAGAUCAAAGUUGCCUGCCUGAGUCACCAAAGUUUCGAAGCAGCAAUAGAUGAUCUAGUUGACGAUGCCAGGGACCACAAGCCUGCUAUAAUAGCAGGUGAUUUCAACGCGUGGGCUCAGAAGUGGGGUAGCGACAUCUCAAAAACCAGCAGUUCGGAUGCCAUAGCAAAGGGACAGGCCCUUCUGGAGGCCUUCGCGACGCUGGACGUUGUAUUGCUGAAUCAGGGCUCAGCAAACACGUUCAAUCGGGGAGGUGCAGGAUCGGUCAUCGAUCUCAUCUUCGUCACGAGCUCUCUCUCCCCUCAGGCCAAAUGGUGUUUGGGAAACCAUUACACUGCCAGCGACCAUGAGGCACUGGUGUUCUCGAUAGGCGGCGGAUCUGGAAGAACCCAGAACCAGACCGAGCAGAGGCUAGCAUACAAAGGAAACACACUUCGCGUUCCGGUGUUUUUGGAGGCGAUGAGCGGAGUUUCGGUAGAAGGCUCAGCGCAGCAGAUGGCCAACCAGCUGUCAGAACAGCUUCUGCUCGCAUGCGACGCCAGCAUGACUCGAAGGAAGAAGUUCGGUGGCAAGCAGUCGCCGGCCUAUUGGUGGAGUGACGAGAUAGCGGAGGCGAGGCGCACCUGCCUGUCUGACAGAAGGAGCUACCAGAGAGCACGCAGACGCAGUGACAGCGAUUGGCCGGGACUUCACCAAGCACCGAGCAUGACCCAUGGGGAAAAGCAUACAAGAUGGGCUAUCAUCGAGGCGCUGUUCGCUACCUGCGCAACCAACCGCGCUCCAGGAGUCCACGAGAUCCAGCCACCACACGAUGUGAAGCCAGUAGCGACCGAGGAGCUUUUAUCCGCAUCGCGAAAGAUGAAGCCGAACAAGGCUCCUGGCCCGGAUGGAAUCCCCAACAGGGCGGUAAAGCUGGCCAUAUCGCUCAAGCCGGACGAGUUCGCUUGCGCAUACACGCAGUGUCUCCGCGAAGGUAUCCUCCCAAGACAGUGGAAGACCCAGCACCUGACGCUGGAGCAAAUUAUCUGCUCAAGGCUGAAGAGGGCGCUGGAAGAGUCCGGAGCGCUUUCGGAAAACCAGUUCGGCUUCCGAAAAGGCUUUUCGACGGUGGACACCAUAGGCAGGGUGGUCCGUAUCGCAUCCGAGGCCGUAGAAGGAACUCGCUGGAAGGGUGGCAAGAAGGAAUAUUGCCUAAUAGUCACCCUAGACAUCAAGAACGCCUUCAACUCGGUGAAGAGUCCCCCAAGGGUCGGUGACGGGCCCACUAUUGUGGAACAUAGUCUACGACGGAGUGAUGCGGCUUACAUUGCCGACUGGAUGCCAGCUGACGACGUGGCACUCUCAGUGGUGGCCAAACACCUGCAUGCGGCAGAAGAAGCUUGCAACACGGCCAUACGGCUGUUAGCGGAUUGGCUUCUGUCUGCCGGGCUGGAGUUAGCGGCUCCCAAGACAGAGGCAGUCCUAGUCAGCAGCCGAUCGAUUGUGGAGACAGCGCACGUCCGAAUUGGAGACCAGACGAUAGCGUCAAAGAGAGCCAUCCGCUACCUUGGGGUGAUGAUGGACACCAGGCUCUGCUUCCGGGAGCACCUAAGCUAUGUGCAGGAGAAAGCGGCUAACACGAGUCGAGCCCUUUUUCGACUGCUUCUAAACACCCGCGGACCGAAGCAGGAGAGAAGGCUGCUGCUGACAAGCGUUGUCCGUUCUGCCAUCACAUACGCUGCAGCAGUGUGGGCGGACGGCGUUAAAGUCGCCAGCUACGCCAGGGGCAUUAAGUCCAUCCACCGGCUCUGCGCGAUCCGGAUCUGUUGUGGGUUUCGGACCAUCUCGGAUGACGCAGCGCUUGUCAUUGCAGGAUUAUUCCCCAUCGACAUCCAAAUCAUCGAGGAGAGGAACGUGGCAUUGGCUACCCGUGCAGGCGUCGACCGAAAGGCGGCGCGAGAGCAGGCUAGAGAAGAGAGCAUCAGAGCCUGGCAAAGCCGCUGGAACAACGCUGAAAAAGGCCGUUAG
Molecule: messenger RNA, 2394 nt
Organism: Drosophila obscura
Lineage: Eukaryota; Metazoa; Arthropoda; Insecta; Diptera; Drosophilidae
Exons: 7
Coding region: 1-2394 (797 amino acids)
Molecular function (GO): catalytic activity
Source: RefSeq, a predicted model, not a curated record